AUGGAGUUCUCUUGCCCCUGGCCUCGCUCUUCCUGCAGCUCGGUUCUGCUCUCGCAAGUCUGCCUGUUGACCAGUGCUGCUGUUUGUUUUUGUGCAGUUCGGUUUCUGUCGCUGGUAAAACCAGCAAUGUGCAUCUUGCCCGAGGUCCACGCACCUGAGCGCCGUGUGCCUUUCCCCUCUAAUAGAGGCACCCUAAUGGAGCUCGGCAUCUCCCCAAUUGUUACAAGCGGGAUGGUCAUGCAGCUCCUUGCGGGUUCUAAAAUCAUACAAGUCGACCAGAGUCUCAAGGAAGACAGAGCCCUCUUUCAGGGUGCACAGAAACUGCUGGCUUUGUUAAUUACCAUCGGCGAGGCUGUGGCGUACGUCAUCAGCGGCAUGUAUGGGCCCAUCUCUGAGAUUGGUGCAGGCAGCGCGUUGCUAAUUAUUCUGCAGCUUUUCUUUGCGGGAGUAGUUGUCAUCAUUUUGGACGAACUCCUUCAGAAGGGCUACGGCUUGGGCAGCGGCAUUUCACUCUUCAUUGCUACAAACAUUUGCGAGACGAUCGUUUGGAAGCUGUUGUACAGGCGUUUUAAAAACAACGUGCUGGUUAAUCUGCUCGGUCAGUGGCAGGAAGUCGACGCUGGCGGCCACUCGGUGCCAGUGGGAGGCAUCGCAUACUACAUCUCCCCACCGGGUUCUUUUGGUUCUAUUCUUGACGAUCCCCUGCACAGCUUUGUUUACAUCACUUUCGUUCUCGUCUCUUGCGCCCUCUUCUCUAAAACAUGGAUCGAAGUGUCCGGCUCCAGCUCACGAGACGUGGCGAAACAGCUCAGGGACCAGCAAAUGGUGAUGAAGGGCUACAGAGAAAGCUCCCUUGUUCAGGUGCUUAAUCGCUACAUUCCAACAGCAGCCGCGUUUGGUGGCAUGUGCAUUGGGGCUCUCACCAUCAUUGCCGACUUCCUAGGCGCCAUCGGCAGUGGUACUGGUAUUCUCCUUGCCGUCACAAUUAUUUAUCAGUACUACGAAAUGCUCGCCAAAGAAAAGGAGCAGGGUGAGAGAUGCUGA
Messenger RNA from Cyclospora cayetanensis, 1044 nucleotides. RefSeq names its product protein transport protein Sec61 subunit alpha-like 1. Gene Ontology annotation, cellular component: membrane; Sec61 translocon complex. The coding region runs from base 1 to 1044 and encodes 347 amino acids. The transcript is spliced from 7 exons. NCBI's taxonomy places the organism in Eukaryota, Apicomplexa, Conoidasida, Eucoccidiorida, Eimeriidae. The record is from RefSeq and is a predicted model, not a curated record. Gene Ontology annotation, molecular function: signal sequence receptor activity; transmembrane protein transporter activity; ribosome binding. Gene Ontology annotation, biological process: SRP-dependent cotranslational protein targeting to membrane, translocation; post-translational protein targeting to membrane, translocation.